Molecule: messenger RNA, 3208 nt
Organism: Phragmites australis (common reed)
Lineage: Eukaryota; Viridiplantae; Streptophyta; Magnoliopsida; Poales; Poaceae
Exons: 15
Coding region: 235-2862 (875 amino acids)
Biological process (GO): RNA methylation
Molecular function (GO): tRNA (cytidine-N5)-methyltransferase activity; RNA binding
Source: RefSeq, a predicted model, not a curated record
CACCGAGCCCAACCGGCGCCACUCUCCCGACCACUUCUCCUCGUCGACCUCCCCAGCUUUCCCCCCUCCUCCCACCCGCAUCGCUCACCGCCGCCGCUCCUAAACCCCAGAAGCAAACCACGCGCUCAAACACCUCCUCCGCGCCGCCACCGCUUCCUCCUGCGCCGCCACCGAGGGGGGGGGGGGGGUGGGCAGCAGCUGUAGCAGCGCGCGCGCUAGAGAGAGUUAGGUGGGAUGGGAGGCGGGCGGAAGCGCGGGCGCACGCAGCGCCGCCACUUCAAGCAGGGCCGCGACAACGUCUGGAAGCACAACCCCCAGCGCCCUCCCGCCUCCGCCGCGGGCGAAGGCGGAGAGGGGCGCGAGGGGAACCCCUCGUGGCAGCCGUUCGCCACCGAGAACCCGGCCUUCGAGGAGUACUACAAGGAGCAGCAAACUAUUCCCAAGGAAGAGUGGGAUGACUUCAUGAGUAUGCUCCGGAAGCCAUUACCUGCCACUUUUAGGAUUAAUGCGAGCUGCCAGUUUUUUCAAGAUAUUUGCUCACAGUUAGAAAAUGACUUCAGGAAGUCGUUAGAGACUGAGGUAAGUGAUGAGCAUGAAGAAGAUGCUAUUCGGCCCUUGCCUUGGUACCCUGGUAAUCUUGCAUGGCAUUUGAAUUUUUCUCGAAUGGAACUGAGGAGAAACCAGGCACUUGAGAGUUUUCACGAAUUUUUGAAGCAAGAGAACGAAGUUGGCAACAUAACUAGGCAAGAGGCUGUCAGCAUGGUCCCACCAUUGUUUCUGAAUGUGCAACCUGAUCACCAUAUUCUUGACAUGUGUGCUGCUCCAGGAUCUAAAACUUUCCAGUUACUUGAGAUGAUUCACCAGUCAACGAAGCCUGGAUUGCUUCCAAAUGCUCUGGUGGUAGCUAAUGAUGUUGAUGUGCAAAGAUGCAAUCUUCUUAUUCAUCAGACAAAGAGAAUGUGCACAGCCAACCUGAUAGUGACAAAUCAUGAAGCGCAGAACUUUCCUGGUUGUAAUCUUGCCAAGUUCUGUUCUGAAAUGUGUACGGAUGAGUCCAAACUGCAGAGGUUGGAGUUUGAUCGCGUGCUGUGUGAUGUGCCUUGUAGUGGUGAUGGGACUGUCCGUAAGGCUCCUGAUAUGUGGAGGAAGUGGAAUGCUGGCAUGGGGAAUGGACUUCAUCGUUUACAAGUGGAAAUUGCUAUGCGUGGUAUGGGUUUGCUUAAUGUGGGUGGAAGGAUGGUUUAUUCAACGUGUUCGAUGAAUCCCGUUGAAAAUGAAGCUGUUGUUGCUGAGAUUCUACGGAGAUGUGGGGAUUCUGUUGAACUUCUUGACGUUUCUAAUGAGCUACCUGAACUAGCCCGCCGUCCUGGACUUACUACCUGGAAGGUACGGGAUAGAGGGUCUUGGUUUGGUGUUCAUGAAGAUGUUCCUUGCUACAGGAAGGAUGUGAUAUCACCAAGCAUGUUUCCCUCUGGUAAAGGCAGCAAAGAUAACCGUAUGGUGAGCAGCAGUGUUGAGGUCAACACAAAUGUAGUUGAUGCAGACAUGAAGGAUUCGACAGAUAUUGGAGAGGGAGAACAAGAAACAAAGAUAGCAAUUGAUGACAGCAAUAACAGUGACAAUCCCAAUACUGAAGGGAGAGCCAAAGUUGAUUGUGAGUCUGGUGAAGCUAAAGAUAGUUAUAAAAAAUUAGAUUCUACUUCCAUCCGUACAGAACAUUCGGAUUACCCGCUGCAUCGCUGCAUGAGAAUUGUUCCACAUGACCAAAACAGUGGGGCAUUUUUCAUUGCAGUCCUUCAUAAACUCUCUCCCCUGAACGAGAACCAGGUGGUAGAAGUGAUAAAAAGUGAGCACGGUAACUUGAAGGACAGGACUGAGAAACUUGAGGAAGAUUUAGGAUCAGGUAAGGUAUCAUCUGAAGAAACUAUAUUACACCAGCAAGUGGUUGAUGGUACAAAUGUUCUGGAUGGAGAACAAAAUGGAGACAUGGAUAAUAAAAGUUCAAAAGAUAAAGGCUCAAAUGAUUCUAAGGUGAUUGUUAACGAGGCAGAAAAUGGUCAAGCAGGAACAAGAGAUAGAAGGAGGAGGCCACAGAACCAAGGCAGGUGGAGAGGGGUUGACCCUGUGAUAUUUUUCAAAGAUGAAGUGACAAUCAGAAGUAUAGUAUCUUUCUAUGGUAUCAAGGAUUCAUUUCCACUUGAAGGUCAUCUUGUGACUAGGAAUCCCGAUGCUAGUCACGUUAAGAGAAUAUACUAUGUGUCAAAAUCAGUUCAAGAUGUUUUGGACCUCAACAUAAAAGUUGGCGAGAGGCUUAAGAUCACCUCACUUGGCCUAAAGAUAUUUGAGAGACAGUCAUCAAAGGACGGCUCACCAUGCACAUUUAGGUUGUCUUCGGAGGGAUUGCCGCUGCUGCUUCCGUACAUCACAAAACAGAUUCUAUAUGCAUCCGCAAUUGACUUCCAGCACCUUUUGCAGUACAGGACUAUUAAGUUUCCUGAUUUUGUGGAUGCAAAAUUUGGUGAGGAAGCUUCAGCUUUGUUGCCAGGUUGCUGUGUCUUGGUAUUACGCGAAGGGCAUCAGGAUAUAGGAUCCAUUGCCAUGGAUCCCUCUGCAAUUGCCAUUGUUUGCUGGAAAGGAAAGACCAAUUUGUGUGUCAUGGUUUCUCCUCUGGACGGGAAAGAACUGCUUGAGAGGAUUUCAUUACGUUUUGGGCUCGAAGUCCCCAAAGCAGAUGGACCCAAGCAGGAGAUUGAUGGAUCAGACGAGCAACCUGAUUGUGCCACUGAGACAGACGAUCAAGAAUGUUUACCUCAAAGCAAAGCAUCAGACAUGGAAAUUUCAGAUGUUAAGGAGGUUGAGUAGCUUUGAUGUUUAUUAUAGCAGGAUGCAAAAGUAUCCUGUUAGUUGGCUACUGUUUUUUUUAUCUACUUUAGUUGGUGAUCGCUACUUAGCUGGCAAUUUUUCAUUCUGGCACCAUAUUUCAUGUACGGAUCCUAUUGUUAUAAGGAGAAGCGAAGCAACUCGUCCACAAGGGAUGGACAGCACAUGGGCAUGAAAUGCACACCACCUGGUAAUCGUGCAUGGUGUUCUUCUCAUCGUGCAAUAGCUUCUAUUGAUUUUUUUUUCUUUGAGAGGAUGUACCACACCAGAUAAAUUGUUACACAGGACACCGAAUGUAGUAAAAUUUGAGACGAGAUCAUUUGAGACA